CUCGCCAGCGCAGAGCUCAACCAGCUGAACUCAAUUGGAGCGGUGGCAUAACACCCAGUUAUCUCUGUAUUUUAUACACGUAGUUCGUGUUAAGUUGUAGUGGAUAUCAAGUCAACAAUUAAUAAACAAUCAUGUUGGCCAAGGAAAACAAAGCUUUCACGAAAGAGGAGGAGCUACUGCUUCAAGAUUUCAGUCGAAAUGUGUCGACAAAAUCUUCGGCUCUAUUUUAUGGAAAUGCCUUCAUAGUAUCUGCUAUUCCCAUAUGGUUGUUCUGGAGAGUGCACGCUCUGGAGGUCAGCUCUUCCCUAGCGUGGUUCGCUAUGGUGACAGCUGCCAGCACCUGGUUGCUCGCGUUGGCGUACAGGAACACCAAGUUCCAGCUGAAACACCGUGUCGCCGUGCGUAGAGCCGACGCCGUCGCGCGUGAGAUGGCUCGCAAGCUGGCCGAUGACAAGAAAAUGAGCAGGAAGGAGAAGGACGAGAGGAUCCUGUGGAAAAAGAAUGAAGUGGCUGAUUAUGAAGCAACCACCUACUCAAUCUUCUACAACAAUGCUCUGUUCCUGACCAUUGUGAUCCUGAGCAGCUUCUACAUCCUGCGCUCAUUCACACCCACUGUUAACUACAUUGUUUCCCUCACGGCUGCCUCUGGAGUCCUAGCCCUGCUUUCUACUGGAACCAAGUGAAGAACUACGUAUGUGUAAGUGUUGCCACCCAAAUAAUAUGAACAACAUCUAAUUUCUACAGAACUUAAAAGUGGCAACAUUGUGAGUGUGUGAGAAUGUUACAGAAGUUGAGCAUAAAUGUCUCUGUUUUGGUGGGACAUGAGUACUGAACUUUGCACAGUUAUUUAUGUGUAUACAUUGAAUAAAUCUAGAAUAAUUUUAUAAUUUAAAGGUAAUAAAAUAAUUAAAAACA
This is a messenger RNA of Trichoplusia ni (cabbage looper), 915 nucleotides long. Its product is annotated as translocon-associated protein subunit gamma. NCBI's taxonomy places the organism in Eukaryota, Metazoa, Arthropoda, Insecta, Lepidoptera, Noctuidae. The record is from RefSeq and is a predicted model, not a curated record. The coding region runs from base 132 to 683 and encodes 183 amino acids. The transcript has 4 exons. Gene Ontology annotation, cellular component: membrane; endoplasmic reticulum. Gene Ontology annotation, biological process: SRP-dependent cotranslational protein targeting to membrane.